Molecule: messenger RNA, 1242 nt
Organism: Ustilaginoidea virens
Lineage: Eukaryota; Fungi; Ascomycota; Sordariomycetes; Hypocreales; Clavicipitaceae
Exons: 10
Coding region: 1-1242 (413 amino acids)
Cellular component (GO): mitochondrion
Molecular function (GO): protein-containing complex binding
Source: RefSeq, a predicted model, not a curated record
AUGCAUUGUUAUCCACAAGCUGCGCGAGCAGCGCGAGCCGCGAGCCAAGCUGCUCACAAAGCUGCUGGCAGAAGAUUUGUCUCAGACGUCUCCAUCACCAGAACAGGGAAACCGAUUCUUCGAGUCGAGGGCGGAAGGUCGUCAUUGGGAGGACAUACGGCGACUGUGUUUGGCGCAACCGGUCAACUUGGUCGAUACAUUGUGAAUCGCUUGGCUCGUCAGGGUUGCACCGUUGUCGUUCCAUUCCGCGAAGAGAUGGCCAAGCGCCACCUGAAGGUCACUGGUGAUCUUGGUCGCAUCGUUUUUAUUGAAUACGACCUCCGAAACACACCUUCAAUCGAAGCAAGUGUAAGGCACUCUGACGUUGUCUACAACUUGAUCGGUCGAGACUACCCUACAAAGAAUUUUUCCCUCCAAGAUGUUCACGUGGAAGGCACAGAGCGCAUUGUUGAAGCCGUGGCGAAAUACGAUGUUGACCGGUACAUUCACGUUUCCUCUCACAGCGCCGACCCUCUCUCCACAUCCGAAUUCUAUGCUACAAAGGGUCGAGGUGAAGCGGUAGCUCGGAGAAUCUUCCCCGAGACCACAAUUGUUAGACCAGCACCAAUGUUCGGAUUUGAAGACAACUUGCUGCUGAAGCUAGCCUCUGUGCUCAACCUUUUCACGGCGAACAACAUGCAGGAAAAGUUCUGGCCCGUGCACUCAAUUGAUGUUGGUGCUGCACUGGAGAAAAUGCUAUAUGAUGACUCCACCGCCGGCGAGACCUUCGAGCUGUAUGGCCCAAGGGAGUACAGCUUGAGCCAAAUCGCAACAAUGGUAGACAAUGAAAUUUUCAAGAAGAGACGGCAUAUCAAUCUGCCAAAGGCUGUCCUCAAGCCAUUGGCUGGUGUUUUGAACAAAGCCCUAUGGUGGCACACCAUGUCUGCUGACGAGGUUGAGAGGGAGUUUUUGGACCAGGUCAUAGAUCCUACCGCCAAGACGCUCAAGGACCUCAACAUUGAGCCUGGCGACAUUGCAAACUUUACGUACCACUAUCUGCAAGGGUUCAGAAGCCAGAAUUACUACGACCUUCCCCCCGCAACCGAAAAAGAGAAGCGAGAGGACAAGAAGUAUAUUCACAGUGGCAACUGUCUUUUGUCCGUGCGAGACCGCGGCUCAUUUCUUAGAUGGUGCGGUAGAGAGACAAUGUCUGAUUUCACAGCUGAUGUACAGUUAAGUUUCAUAUGUUUUUCCUGUGGAUAA